This is a messenger RNA of Menidia menidia (Atlantic silverside), 4130 nucleotides long. Lineage: Eukaryota; Metazoa; Chordata; Actinopteri; Atheriniformes; Atherinopsidae. The record is from the annotation of a GenBank genome assembly.
AUGCGUGGAAUGUGGCGGACGCAGACUCCGGGCCCGUCUUUUUGUCCAAACGGGAGCCCCGGGCUGCGUAACGGCCACUUCCGGGUCUGUCAGACCGUAUUACACCGAUUGCAACACCGGACCGUUCUGUCGGAGCUGUCGGGUCUGUCGAUUUCCGCUCAUUCCCGGGACUACGGAGAGGGAAUUCCGUCUGAUUCUGAUCUGUCCGCCACGGCGGCCUGUUUUUCCGGGGGAAAUGAAGACGUCCGGGGGCUCGCGGCGGUCUUUGGGGGACUCGCUGGUUCGCGCGAGCCCGUCGGCCAGCGACGUGCGUUCGCGGGGUGGACGCAGACAGCCGGUGCCCUGAAUUCAAGAGGGCUCCCCGGCUCUGCCCCCUUCAAGCGGGCGGUCAGGAAGAAGCUGGCCGGGAAGGGAUGGCCUGCUCAGUCCUCUCGCUCCACGGGACGAAGCGCGGCGGUGUUUGAAGGCGGUCGGGUCCGGCUGGAGAGCACCGCGGCCGGCCGGGGCGCGAUGAUGGCCGCGUCGCCCUCCGUGGCCGCCGGCUUCGCGGCCGCCGGGCUGUCGGUGAAAAAGGGCGAGGAAAUAACGAGUUUGAUAGAUUUGUUCUCCAAAACGCCGUACAGAGCUAAGGAAGUCACCCCUCGGAUGGAGGCGGUGGAGAAGCGCUGCCUCGAGCUGUUCUCCAGGGAUUACAAGUAUAGCGUCAUCCAUAACUCCAAUGGAGAAGUGUGUGGCCACUACCCCCGGCAGAUAGUUUUUCUGGAGUACGAGUGCACGGACGUGGACCGAGACAGGUUUGAGGCCACGGUGCACAUCAGCAAGCUGCAGGACCUGGUGAACAGGAGUAAGAUGGCGCGCUGCAGGGGGAGGUUCGUCUGUCCCGUCAUCCUCUACAACGGCAAGCAUAUUUGCCGCUCCUCCACCCUGGCAGGCUGGGGGGAGCUGUAUGGACGCACAGGCUACAACUACAUAUUCUCAGGUGGCACUGAUGACACGUGGACAGAGUCAGAAGAAGUACCAGAGGAUGAUUGUGCAGUCAGGAAUGGAGACUCGCAGCUCUUUGAUAAGGUUCGCGGCCAUGACAUUAAGCUGCUGCGUUAUCUCUCGGUGCGCUACAUCUGUGACCUGAUGGUGGAGAACAAGAAGGUUAAGUUCGGACUAAACGUGACAUCCUCUGAAAAGGUGGACAAAGCCCAACGCUAUGCAGAUUUCACAUUGCUCUCCGUGCCUUAUCCAGGGUGUGAGUUUUUUAAGGAUUACAAAGACAGAGACUACACAGCCGAGGGUCUGGUGUUCAACUGGAAUCAGGACUAUGUGGAUGCUCCUCUGACAAUCCCUGUGUGCUUUACUCAAAACUUGAACAUUGACUGGAGUCAGUACCAGUCAUGGGACCUGGUGGAACAGACCCAGAACUACCUGAAGCUGCUUCUCCAUAUCAUCAAUAGUGAUGAUGAGAGCGGGCUCCUGGUGCACUGCAUAUCAGGGUGGGACCGAACGCCUUUGUUUGUUUCCCUCCUCCGGCUCUCCCUAUGGGCAGAUGGUGCCGUGCACGCCAGCCUGGAACCCGCUGAGAUCCUGUAUCUGACCAUUGCUUAUGAUUGGUUUCUCUUUGGUCACAUGCUGCCUGAUCGACUCUCCAAGGGGGAAGAGAUUUUCUUUUUUUGCUUUAAUUUUUUGAAGCACAUUGUUUCAGAGAAGUUCUCUGCUGUUAAGAAACAGAGAAGGAAAAGCUCGCACUGCAGAGAUGGGGAUUUAACUGUGGAUGACUUCUGCCAGUUGAAGUCCAGAGAUCGGGGCAGUGCGACCAGCCUGAGCAGCGAGUUUUCCCUCAUCACUGAGGACGUGAGCGGGGCCUCCUGCCCCCCCACCGACACACCAGACCUAUUCUCCAGCCAGCCCCAGGCCUCCAGCUGGAAAAAAGUCAGCACGUCUUCCCCUCAGAUGGUGGUGUGGUGUAAGCAGAACCCGGGGGACGAGCCGCUCUUCCACCCCUUCGCCGAGGCCAGGUCUUCCAGCUCCUCCUCCUCCAACCAAUCAGAACAAGGUGGCACACGAACUGGCAGCAGCCCAUUGGCUGUUCCAAAUCGACGGUUAGCGGCAGAGUACGCCCGCUCAGGGUCCUCCCUCUCCACAGAGUACGGCAGCUGGCAGAUAGUCUCCGGGUGUGGAAGUAUCCACGACCCGGCCCACUUCCCUCAGCCUCUGGCUUCCCUUUCCUCCAACGUGUCUGCCGUGGCCUCCUAUGACUCCCCUCUGCCCUUCAGUUUUCAGGAUGAAGGGCCCAGUGGACGAAUGUGUCCCUUCCCCUCUGAGCGUCAGGCCCGUCUGGAGGCGGUGCGGGAACUCUUCCUGGCAGCUUACAGCUCCACCGUGGGCCUCAAGUCCUCGGCGCCCAGCCCGUCGGGCGCCAUCACGGGGCUCCUGGAGCAGUUUGCCCGGGGGGUGGGCCUCCGGGGCACCAACGCCAUCGUCUGAAGCCUCCAGCCUCCACCCAUCCACCGCCCCCCCAGCACGUCCGCGGCCAGAUGCAUAAACCUAGUCUCAUGUCUAAAAUUGUAUGUACAGACAAAUGGGUAUUCAUUUUCUUCAGAUUUACAGGAGAAUGUGUUUGUGAAAUGUUUCUUAUUCUCGAUCUUCAUAAAGUUGUACACAUGCACGAGCCACGAUUUCCAUCCAAAGUUUUUUUUGUCCGCGAAAGGUUGCAGGCCUUUCGUUAACUCUCAUUUUUUGCACGCCAAAAAAACGCCUGCAUUUUGUAGAAAUUGUUGUGUGGUGGACACGGUCCCGAUGAACAAAUUGUAAAAUGAGCCGCUUAUCAUGGAAUCAGAAAAUGUAUCGAAAAGCUCAGCUCUAACAUUCUGAACUAAAGAAAAAGUACAGAGCAUAUCAAAGUAGCUGAAGCAAUCAAGAGAUAAACAGUGGGAUUACACGAGAAAUGAAAAAGGGCUUCAAUUUCUGCUAAGGAGGGUGUCAGGUCUACACCAGAGACACUUCACACAGCCUGGGAGGGAAAUUGUUACCAACUCUAACCCUUUAGUCUUAACAUACAUCAGGUUUUUGUGCUGGAAAAUGUAUUCACUUCAAUUCUGUUGGCUCACAGCAUUUAUGCACCUGGCCCCUUGACUCAGCACAACGAAGUGCCAAAAAUCUUCUUUUUUUUUUUCUACUGAUCAUGAUCAGUUCUGUUUGAUCAUUUGUUUUUUAUUUUACUUGACUUGAAUUUUUCUCUGUUUUUAAAUGCCACUUUUUUUUCUUAGGAGUUUUAACUUUUUCAAUUCAGGGAAAAAAUAAUGAUCUAAGCCACAGUAACAAAAAGGGAUAGUGAGAAAUGUAAAUGACUUCGAACUUGGAGUUUUAAGGCAGAACGGAAAGAUUUGCUUUCAUUUCCUGAUCUUCUUUACUUUUUUCUUAAGUAUUUAAGAGCUUUUGCUGUGUCCGUCCCAAUGCCAUUAAAUCAUGUGCUUUUAGUUCUCUUGUUUAUGCCUCUAUUAUUCACAGAGCCAGUGCAAAGUGUUUGUUUUUUUUCAGGUGGUGAAAGCAGAACCCAAAUUGUUCGGAAACAGAUGACUUCAGUCAUUUUUCCCCCUACUUCUUACUCGCCAUACAAUAGAUCAAACAUAGAACAUCCAUUCAGUUUUAGUCCAGCUUGGUGUAUAAACCUAAAUGGUUGAAUGUCGAUCUUAAAUCACUUCUCAAACACGAGAUCUUCCCUUCUGUCUACGCUGUGAUGUCAUCAUCCAGCAACAUUUGCAGUUUUUUGGGCAAAGCAAAGACGUUUCCUCAAGAAUCUUAGCUUAGCUGACAUGGUACCUUCUCCCUGGCAGUCGGGUCUGGUGCUGGUUGUGUGUCAUUUUAAUGCUUUAAGCAUUUUUAUACUUCUUUAUAUAUAUAGAUACACUUCUGAAUUUAAUUUACACACCUAGUAAUGUUCACAAUCCCUUAAACAUAACUUGCAAAAAGCUAAGCGUUGCUUUGUUUUGAUUGGUCAGAUAUCCUCUUUUUUUUUGUUUUUUCUUUCUAAUAAAUCAUUGGUUAGGCUCUGGGUUACGAAGUGCCUGAAAGAAAUAUAAAAUGAAAGAAUAUAACCUGCUCUUAAACUGUUUUUUUUUUUUUAAUUAACAGUUCUAACA